UCUUGUUUUUUACUCUUCGAUGAUAACAUAACAUGUCACUUAUAACCGACUUCUAUAAUUGCCACUUGACAAAGAUUGAUUAGUCUAUACAUAACACACGUUUAGCAGCUUAAUCAAUCUUGGUUAAGUAUCUAAAUUCAACAUUUUCUAUCAUAUGGUGUUAAGUGUUAACUACACAAGAGGGUUUUGCAAGCUGCAAUGAAGAAGAACUCUGGUACAUCUCAGAAGCUAGGUUCUUUCCUAAGUCCAAGGGAGAAAAACAUUGAGAAUCAAAAGAGUUGGAAUUCAGAGAGGGUUUUGUUGCAAUCAACAACAAGUAACAGCAGCAGCAGCAGCAACAGAAAACAAGGCUUUGUGGCUGGUUUUUCACCUUUCAACAGUGGAAGAACAGUGCCUUCUAAAUGGGAUGAUGCAGAAAGAUGGAUUUGUAGUCCAGUUUCAGUUUCAGGUUCAGGCUAUGUGCAACAUCAGAGAGGAACCAAGUCAAAAAGUGGUCCUAUUUUGCCUCAAGGAACGGCUUAUUACUCGAACUAUUCGCCUGCAAUUCCGCUGCGGAAUGGUUUGGUGGUGAAGAACUUGAUGAUGAAUUCUCCUUUUACAACUGGUGUGUUGGCACCAGAUGUUGUUUCUGUUCAUCAUUAUUAUGGACAUGAUAAUUUGUAUGCUCCGCGUUAUGAUGAUGAAGAUAGUGGUUCAGUGGUUAAUGAGAAUGGUGUUGAUGUUUUGUCGGGGAUGAACGCGCCUUCGUGGUCAGAACUGCUUUCUGACCCGUCUUCGCCUAAUUCUCAUGAUGAGAAAUGCGAUGGAAGUAAGAAUGAGGGGACUGUGAUGUCUCCUAUGUCGAAAAUCGAUAGAGGGACUCAAAUGAGCUCUCCAGAGACCGAAAAUGAGGACCAUUCGUCUCCGAAAUCGUCUUCCCCGAUUCUGGCCAUGAAUCAAAAAAGUUUUCAUUCAGAAAAGUUAGAGAUCAGAGAUGUUCAGGUAGAUUGUGAGGCUAAUGUUAUUAAGGGGUCUAAGACUUGUUAUGCAUCCAAGCUAAAGAAAAGUGGUACAGAAGGCAAAGUUUCAGGUUUGGAUAUUGAAGAGUCAAGUUUGGACACUUCCAGUUCCAAGUUUGAGAGAGAUGAAGCUAAAAUCACUGCAUGGGAAAGCUUGCAGAAAGCAAAGGCUGAAGCUGCAAUACAAAAACUUGAGAUGAAAUUGGAAAAGAAGAAAUCCUCAUCGAUGGAUAAGAUUCUAAGCAAGCUAAGAAGGGCUCAGAUGAAAGCUGAAAAGAUGAGAAGCUUAACACCAGAUCAACAGGAGCAACAUGUUUCCAAGACUUGGAAAGUAUUUUCAUCAGCAAAAUAUGGCAAAAUAUGGUUUCCAAACAGCUGCUUCACCAGCCAAGCUCUGUGAUCAAUCCCAUAGACACCCCAACCACAUGUUCAUUGUAGUUUUUUAUAGCGUUUUUUCAGGAAAACCUGUUAGAAAUAUCAUAUUUCAAUUCACAAACCCAGUUGGUAAAGCCUUUUGCACUUCACAUAUAUCCAUAAAUAGUCAACUGUGCAUUUUCUUAAUACCAUUUGUUGUAUUUUAAAAUUGCCGAUGAGGCAGAGAGCCUUACAUACGUGCUGCUUAUAUAAAAAUCAGGAUAAUUCCUACGUAGAA
Molecule: messenger RNA, 1650 nt
Organism: Vicia villosa (hairy vetch)
Lineage: Eukaryota; Viridiplantae; Streptophyta; Magnoliopsida; Fabales; Fabaceae
Exons: 4
Coding region: 199-1398 (399 amino acids)
Source: RefSeq, a predicted model, not a curated record